Molecule: messenger RNA, 3296 nt
Organism: Anopheles moucheti
Lineage: Eukaryota; Metazoa; Arthropoda; Insecta; Diptera; Culicidae
Exons: 9
Coding region: 34-2073 (679 amino acids)
Molecular function (GO): carbohydrate binding
Source: RefSeq, a predicted model, not a curated record
GUCAAAUCGGAAUAAUAACAGGAGAGCACAUUGAUGAAUAGCAAAAUGUUGCACAUUAUCAUUGGAUUUAUCGUCAUCGUUCAACGAGCUGCUGGAGAUGAUUUAGGGUUGCUUUCCAGCACACUGCGUGCGUUUCGAACGAUUUGUUGCGACGACGAGCUGCUGAAUCUGUCGUGCCCCAUCGGGACCAGCAUCUCCGUGGAGCUCGUCCAGUAUGGCACCAAAGAAAGUAACGAAACGCUUCAAUGCGCGUACAGCGAACUGGACAGUAGCUAUUACCUUCCCGAGCCCACCACGCCCGCCCUUAGUACGAUUGACUUCUCGGUAGCUGCCCAGAUAAACGCAACGUCCAUUACGCCCACAGUAUCGACGAUCAGCACCGAGCCGGCUACGAACGAUACGCUAGCCACGAUUGAACGUCCGAAAGACAAAUGUACUCCCCUGUAUGUGUUGCAGUACUCGAUCCUGCAGACCGUCGUUGAAGCGUGCCAGAAGAAACGACGCUGUCGGAUACAGGCCACACCGAAAAACUUCGCAACAGCCCCAUGCCCGGGCAUACAUCGCAUGGUGGAGGUCAAUCACAAAUGUCGCCCAUUUGAGUUUCGCAGCCUGAUUUCGUGCGAAAAGGACAUCGUUCGGUUGACGUGUGGUCAAUACACCCGCAUAGCCAUUUACAGUGCCACCUAUGGGCGAACCGCGUACGAAAGCUCACACUGCACGCAGGCGGCUGCCUCAAAGGAACAAACAUGUCUUUCGGAGCACACCAGUCUCACGUUGACCGAGAUCUGCCAGGGCCGGCGAAAGUGCACAGUAGCGGUAGAAAGUUCAACGUUCGGGAACCCAUGUCCGGAGAACAUCCGAGUCUACCUGAAAGUAAUCUACGCUUGCGUUUCGAGGAAUGUGUUCCGUGAACGGUACAUCACACCGCUCGAGGACGACGAGCUGGACGAGCGCCCGUACGAGUCGAACGAGCUGUACGACGAAGAACUGACACCGGCUCCGAACCAGAUAGAGGGUUCCGCUGUCGGCAAGGGUGCCGGUACCAACCACAACAAGUACUCGGGCAGCGGCGAAUCAGCGGUCAAGGCGGAAAAUAUAGUCACAUUCAACAAAGACGCCGGCGACAGCUCCGAUGGAAAUGGCCAGCCAUCGCUGCUCGAUGAUGGACACCUGCUGAUCGUCGGUGUCGCGGUGCUGUUCUUCUGCUUUGUCUGCGUUUCGUUCGGUGCGCUGCUGGCAUACAAGAUGAAGCUGUUCCGGCCGAGCAGUAAUCGCUGCAUCAAGGCGUCCGAGUCAAGCGACAGCCAUUCGACACCAUCCAGCUACCGAGCGCCGAGCGAAGACUUCGAUCUGGUUGAAUGCAUGCCGGAUACGAAUACGAUGACGGAAAAGGCACCAGAGCAACCACCACCGCCACCGCAAACGUUUGUGCAACCGGUCACCGCAUCCGCCCCAGUGACGGCCAUCCCCACCAGCACCAUCCUGCCGGCGUUCAAGUUCGCCGAGCCGCGUGGUAGCCUGUCACAAAUAUCGACCACCAUGUUCAUCCUGCCGAACUACCUAAUGGCGGGCCCGCUGCCCGGUACCCUGUCCAACCGGCGGCCCAAGGACGCUGGUUCGCCGCUACCACCGGGUGACAAUCUCACCAUCACACUCGCCACCGACCGACCCGGCAGCAGCAGCAACACAACCGUCACCAGCCGGUUGGAGUCACCCAGCCCGGCAUACUAUUCGCAACAUCUGCAGCCCCAGCAUCAGCAGCAUCACGUGCCGUACGGUGUGAGCGCCUCCUGCGGCCAGUGUACCGCGCUCGGAUGGCAACCGACCGCCGGCCCCAUCUACGGUGGAAAGCUGCUCGCAGUGGAAAAUGCUGCCAGCGCCACAAACAAACCGUCACACCCGUAUCAUCGCAAUCAAUCAUUAAAAGCGUCUGCCGGUGAGCCGGAAGGGUGCACGGAUGUUGGCGAACCGGGCGAGAGCGGUGGGCCGGGCACGGGGAUGGUGGGAUCGGGGGCCACCCUAGCACAGUCGCAUCCUUUUUUAUGGCUGGGCUUGAGAAUCGGGCUGAUGUAAAGCUGUAGGGUAAAGCUGUCAAGAUCGACCUGUGCGAUAGUUUAUCGUGCAGCGUUUUAAACCUUAUUGGUGGGUCUCCAACGCGUCGCCUAUCCCAUCCUAUUCCGCUUCAAUUUCAUCAUCUUUUCCCGCCCGCUGUCCACCUCCCGUUCAACCCCGAGCUGUAGAUACUUUACAAACAUUCGGCUGUACAGAUCGGCUGCGUGGAUUCCCAUUUGUCGCCCGUCCUCUUUUAAACAAACGCCACCGCUUGACAGCUUUACCCGAGCACCCCGUAACAACUUUAUCGGCGAUUUGUCGCAAUGAAACGUAACGAAGCCUGGAUCGAAUCUUGGCGAAUCGGCAAAACCGAAACAGAAAACGGAAGACAAACAGUAAACAGAAAAUAACAUGACACUAGAGACAUAGUAACAAAUUGUGAAUUUUACCGAGGCUUGUACAAAUGGCUCUUGCCCUGUAGGACGUAUCGAAAAAAAGACGGUUCGGUAUGUUGUGUUUUUAGGACUGUGGAAAGCGUUGUGAAGCUUAACCAAGCAGAAGGUAAACUGCGUACCGAAAGCGAUCGAAUGCGGCAGAAACAAGCCGACGUGUCGCCCGUUCAGUUAUCGGCAUGUGAUUCAGUCAAGAGCAUAUUCCGCUAUGUUCUAUUAUAUAGAACGAUCAGAAUGUAAUUUUCGUAAAAUUAAAAUUGUUAUAAUUUUCUUUAAUCUCUUUGUAUAACUAUUUAUAAACCUAUAAGUAUGUUUUAUUUUGUAAAAAAGUUUUUUGGUGGAAUAACAUAGGGAUUUCGAGUUCCAGUAGCAAUUUUGGUGACAUUUCUGAGUUCUGUUCAAUUGGAAACGGAAUUUGAUGAAGCAUAUCUUGUUUUAUUCUGCAUCUUUCACUAGAUGAAAUUGACUCUGUUCAAAGCGUGCUCAAUUUGCAUAUUUGUAGGGUUUUCAAUGUGUCAAAUCGAGAAAGCUUUGGACGGAAUCGACUUUAUCCUGUAAAAGUUCCAGAUAGUAUGAAGUAUUCCAGAUCAACUUCCAGACAUUUUAGGUGCACUCCAAGAGAGUCUCCACUUUUCCACUUCAACUUGAAAACCCUGCGAAGCAAUACGAUCAGCAACAGACACUAACGUUUAUUAAGUUGUCAUUUCUAUCAAAUUGUGUUUAGUAAAAACCUUGGAGGAAACGUAAAUGUAAAGCAAACACGUGCACAGAUAUUGUAAAUAUACAAUUUAA